Nymphaea colorata (pocket water lily) is the source of this 2656-nucleotide messenger RNA. Its product is annotated as putative UDP-glucuronate:xylan alpha-glucuronosyltransferase 3. The record is from RefSeq and is a predicted model, not a curated record. Gene Ontology annotation, biological process: xylan biosynthetic process. The coding region runs from base 464 to 2407 and encodes 647 amino acids. NCBI's taxonomy places the organism in Eukaryota, Viridiplantae, Streptophyta, Magnoliopsida, Nymphaeales, Nymphaeaceae. The transcript has 5 exons. Gene Ontology annotation, molecular function: glycosyltransferase activity.
CGUUUUGGGUACUCAAGUUUCAUCUUGGACUUCGGGCGCUCAUCUACUGACAAUCUUGCUUUCGGAUCUGGGCUCUCUUAUUUCUGCAGAGCUUGCAGAAGUGAAUAUUGUCUUUUGGUAGCUUUUAGGAUGUUCGUAUCUGUUGGAUUUGGAAACCAAAUCUUAGUUGCUGAAGAAUAUGUACCCCAUGUUUGUAUCCUCUGCUUCUUGUUCCCGAGCUCGAGCAGCCUAGCUCCGUGCUCCCCUCUGUUUUCUUCCCUGAAUCUGGGUGGUUUCCUUUUUCUCCUUUCUUUAGAUUUUGUGGUUGGGACUUGGGAGGCUACUCCGAGGAAUUCAACUGUUUUGUUCUUCGGUGCUUUCGGAAAGUAGUUUUGCGUAUGCUCCUGGUUUUGUGCCUUGGGUGCUUACUGUUAUGAUGAAAAUAAGAGCGGAUGAUGUCUUUCUUUGCUGAAACUGCAUUAGAAUGAGAGGACUUUCGAGUGCACUGCUCAAUUCUAAUGAGCACAGGCAUCGACAAUCAGGAUCACUUGGGUCUGGUGAAGAGACAAACAAGAGAAGGUUGCAGAGGACUAAGGAUGUCAAAGAUGUUGACAAGUCUGGACAUGGUCCUGUACAAGACAGGAGUUCAAUCUGCAAGUUUCUUUCUCUGAAGAUUGUCCUUGUCUGUAUCAUAUUGUGUACUUGUAUAACAGUGUUCUUCUGUCCAGCUGUAAUUUAUUAUGACAACCCCACAGGAUCCAGCUCCCGAUUUGUGGAUGUUGGGUGGCUGUGGGAGAGGACAGGCACAAAUGCAAAAUACGUAUCAGAUUUAAAUAUUGACUGGAUUCAGGUUUCAACUGUUUUGGAAAAAACUAUCAGGUUAGGAGGACAUCAGACAGUUGGGUUGCUAAGUUUUAAUAGCAGUGAAGUCCAUGAAUGGCGAAAGAUCUUACCAGGUGUAAACUCUGUGAGUCUAUCUCUAGAACAUGUAAGAUCUGGUGUUACAUGGGAGACACUGUAUCCUGAAUGGAUUGAUGAAGAAGAAGAAUCAGAAGUCCCAAGUUGUCCAUCAAUGCCUAUGCCUGAGGUUCAGACAAGGUUACGUUUCAGUCUUAUCGCUGUAAAGCUUCCUUGCCAGAAAACAGCAAAAAACUGGUCCAGAGAUGUGGCGCGGUUGCAUCUGCAGCUUGCUGCUGCAAAACUUGCUGCUUCUUCAGCGGGAAACUCAAUUCAUGUGUUAUUCAUGACAGACUGUUGGCCUCUCCCAAACCUCUUUACAUGCAAAGAACUCAUCACUCAUGACGGUAAUAUGUGGAUAUACAAACCUGACUUGAAGAUCCUACAGAAAAAGCUCCGGCUACCAGUCGGGUCUUGUGAACUUUCUGUCCCACUUAAAUCCCAAGAGAGAUUUUACCAUGGUAACAAGCGGCGGGAAGCAUAUGCAACAAUUCUUCAUUCUGCUCAUAUAUAUGUCUGUGGGGCAAUUGCUGCUGCUCAGAGCAUACGAUUUUCUGGCUCCACAAGGGAUCUUGUAAUACUUGUUGACGAAACCAUCAGUGAACAUCACAAAAGUGGUCUGGAAGCUGCUGGGUGGCAAAUCAGAACAAUCCAGAGGAUCAGAAAUCCGAAAGCAGAGCAGGAUGCUUACAAUGAGUGGAACUAUAGCAAGUUUCGUCUAUGGCAGUUGACCGACUAUGACAAGAUAAUUUUUAUUGAUGCCGACCUCCUGAUCCUAAGAAACAUUGAUUUCCUUUUUGAAAUGCCUGAGAUAACAGCUAUCGGCAACAAUGCUACGCUUUUCAACUCCGGGGUAAUGGUGAUUGAGCCUUCAAACUGCACUUUCCAACUGCUGAUGGAUCAUAUCAACGAUAUAGAGUCCUACAAUGGUGGUGAUCAAGGUUAUCUUAAUGAAAUAUUUACAUGGUGGCAUCGGAUGCCAAAGCAUAUGAAUUUUCUUAAGCAUUUUUGGUCAGGUGAUCCGGAUGAAAAAGAAUUGAAGACCCGUCUUUUUGCAGCUGACCCCCCUGUUCUUUAUGUCCUCCAUUACUUGGGCUUGAAGCCUUGGUUGUGCUUCCGGGACUAUGAUUGCAAUUGGAACAAUGACAUUUUGCACGAAUUUGCAAGUGAUGUGGCACAUGAGAGAUGGUGGAAAGUUCAUGACCUCAUGCCUGAGAAUUUGCAGAAAUUUUGUUUGCUUCGAUCAAAGCAGAAGGCAUCACUUGAGUGGGAUCGAAGGCAGGCAGAGAAAGCAAACUAUGCAAAUGGCCACUGGAAGAGGAACAUCACCGACCCGCGGCUAAAAACUUGUUUUGAGGCAUUCUGCUUCUGGGAGAGUAUGCUGUGGCAUUGGGGUGAAACCAAUUGGACAGACAAUGCGACUGCAACUGCUACUCCUGCUAUACCUACUGCUUCACUUUCUAGCUUAUAAUCUUCAUUUCCUUUCUUGAUGUGUUGUUUUACCAAUUUUUUGCUGUUGUCUGCCAAAUGCAUUAUGGGAUUUAAUAAUAUUAGAGCUAAAAUUAAGUAGGGUAAUGGUGGUCAUCCAUGGUUGGGUCCAUACGAGAUUGAGAUCAAAGUUUUGUAUUGUAUGUAGUUUCUGCGGACAGCUUAAAUCCUAUUGAAAAUAGAACAAGGAGAAUCUUCAAUCAUGAGAAUUAGAUGUUCUUGGUGGGGUUCA